This is a messenger RNA of Candida dubliniensis CD36, 1722 nucleotides long. RefSeq names its product CTP synthase (gene URA7). The transcript has a single exon. Bases 1 to 1722 code for a protein of 573 amino acids. Gene Ontology annotation, cellular component: cytoplasm; cytoophidium. Lineage: Eukaryota; Fungi; Ascomycota; Pichiomycetes; Serinales; Debaryomycetaceae. The record is from RefSeq and is a predicted model, not a curated record. Gene Ontology annotation, biological process: pyrimidine nucleobase biosynthetic process; CTP biosynthetic process. Gene Ontology annotation, molecular function: CTP synthase activity; identical protein binding.
AUGAAAUACGUCGUUGUCUCCGGUGGUGUUAUUUCCGGUAUUGGUAAAGGUGUUUUAGCUUCAUCAACAGGGUUGUUGUUCAAGACUUUAGGGUUGAGAGUUACAUCAAUCAAAAUUGACCCUUAUAUGAACAUUGAUGCUGGUACCAUGUCGCCAUUAGAGCAUGGGGAAUGUUUUGUUUUGGACGAUGGUGGUGAAGUUGAUUUGGACUUGGGUAAUUAUGAACGUUACUUAAACAUUACCUUGACAAGAAACCACAACAUUACCACUGGUAAAAUUUAUCUGCACGUUAUUGAAAGGGAAAGAAAAGGUGAUUACUUGGGUAAAACCGUUCAAGUAGUUCCUCAUAUUACCAAUGCAAUUCAAGAUUGGAUUGAAAGAGUAGCACGUAUUCCGGUUGAUGAUACUGGUUUAGAACCAGAAGUUUGUAUUAUUGAACUUGGUGGUACUGUUGGUGACAUUGAAAGUGCUCCUUUUGUUGAAGCAUUAAGACAAUUCCAAUUCAGAGUGGGUAACGAAAAUUUUGCAUUAAUUCAUGUGUCUUUGGUUCCUGUCAUUCACGGUGAACAAAAGACAAAACCAACACAAGCAGCAAUUAAAGACUUGAGAUCAUUAGGUUUGACUCCAGAUAUGAUUGCUUGUAGAUGUCAAGAAGAGUUGGAGCACGCUACAAUUGAGAAAAUUGGUAUGUUCUGUCAUGUUGGUCCAGAACAAGUUAUUGCUGUCCAUGAUGUCAACUCAACUUAUCAUGUUCCAUUAUUAUUGAAACAACAAAAGGUCAUGAAUUACUUAACCAAGAGAUUAACAAUUGGUGAAAUUGACAAACAAUCCUUAGCCAAGGGUGAAGCAUUAUUGAGCAAAUGGAGACAUUUAACAAGUAGCCAUGACAAAUCGUUUGAAACUGUUACAAUUGCAUUAGUUGGAAAGUAUACUCAUUUGCACGAUUCAUAUUUAUCAGUCAUCAAGUCCUUAGAACACGCUUCAAUGAGAUGUAACAGAAGAUUGAAAAUUGAAUGGGUUGAAUCAUCUGACUUAGAAGAGGACACCAAAAAGGAAAACUUAUCCAAAUACCACAAGGCAUGGCAUUUUGUUUGUCAAGCAGACGGCAUUUUAGUACCAGGUGGGUUUGGUUCAAGAGGUAUUGAAGGUAUGGUUUCUGCUGCCAAGUACGCAAGAGAAAACAAUGUUCCUUAUUUGGGUGUUUGUUUGGGUUUACAAAUUGCCGUUAUUGAAUUCGUUAGAAGUGUAUUGGGUGUUUCCCAUUCUACUUCCAUGGAAUUCGAUAGCAAUAUCGAAGAAAAAGAUGCUUCGGUAGUUUAUAUGCCUGAUGUUGACCAAGUCAAAUUAGGAGGAACCAUGAGAUUGGGUAUCCAUCAAACCAAAUUCGUCAAGGAUUCAGAAUGGUCCAAUUUAAGGAAAUUGUAUGGUGGCGCUGAUGCAGUUUACGAAAGACACAGACAUAGAUACGAAGUCAACCCUCUAUUGAUUGAUGACAUUGAAAAACAAGGCUUAAAGUUCAUUGGUAAAGAUGAAACAGGUAAAAGAAUGGAAAUGAUCGAAUUAAAGGAUCAUAAAUUCUUUGUUGGGACACAGUAUCACCCAGAAUACUUGUCGAAAGUAUUGGAUCCUUCAAGACCAUUCCUUGGUUUGGUUGCCGCUGCUGCCGGUAUAUUAGAAGAUGUCUUGUCUAGAGACGACUUGAACUAUAAAGGGGAAUUUUAA